AUGGUGAAUGCUAUGGCACAACAGAGUAUUGCAAUGAUGCAACAACAUGAAGCAUCAAUGCAGCGACAGGCAGCCUCAAUUGAGCAGCAGCAACUGGUUAUGCAGCAGAUGGAAGCUGCUAGGGUGGCUGCUAAGGACGCUCAUCGUCAACACAUGGAGGCCCUCCACUUUCUGAAGCAUCAUCCGACUAAGUUUAAUGGGAAGACCAGUCCAGAUGUCGCAGAUCAGUGGUUGAAGGACAUUGAGAGGAUUUUUGAUGCUAAGAUGUGCCCCGAGGAGAGUAGGUUGGCCUUCGCGGUAUACAUGCUCAUAGGGGAGGCUGAGCACUGGUGGAUCAAUAUGAAGUCCAUCAUGGAAGAGAGGCAGGAACCAGUUACUUGGGAGGUCUUUAGGAGAAUGUUUCUCUCUGAGUACUUCCCCGACAACGUCAAAUAUGCUAAAGAGGUAGAGUUUUUGCAGUUGACUCAAGGAAGCAAAUAUGUGGUUGAGUAUGCGGAAAAGUUUAAGCAUCUUAGUCGUUUCUACACCAUGCCACUAGAUGAAGAGUGGCGAUGCAGGAAAUUUGAGAACGGUCUCCAUGGAGAUCUUCGGCUGAUGGUGGCCCCACUAUCCAUCAAGGACUUUGCAGCCUUGGUGGAGAAGGCUAGGGUUAUGGAGAAGAUGAAAGUGGAAGUGGAAACUCAACACUCACACCAGCAGAGAGUGGAAGGACCAUCUGGGUCCAGGCAUAGGCACGAGGAGAGGAGGAAACCCUAUACUAGGCCUCAUUCCGAGUCUUAG
Molecule: messenger RNA, 780 nt
Organism: Vigna unguiculata (cowpea)
Lineage: Eukaryota; Viridiplantae; Streptophyta; Magnoliopsida; Fabales; Fabaceae
Source: RefSeq, a predicted model, not a curated record